AUUUGUCCUCUAACGUCAUUUUUGUGAGACGCACUGCAGCAUUCCGUCAUGGCGUCCGCAGCCGAAGACUUGCAGGUCGGCAACGACGCCGAACUGGACGAAUUACUGGACAGUGCGCUAGCCGACUUUGAUAAGCAGGGUGAGCCUCCUGAACCAAAAGCUCCAUCCUCCUCUUCGUCCACCCAUGGAGCAGAGAAGCCACCGCCGCUGCUCGAGGACUGCAAGCUCUUCGAGACACUCUUUCAGGGAGACAUGGCGGCCGAGGCCCAGCAGGAGUGGGAAAAAGCCAUGUCGGAGCUGGCUCAGGAGGAGCCUGAUCUGCUCCAGCACUUUCAGAAACUCUCAGAGGCUGCCGGCAAAGUUGGCACAGACACAGCCUCACAACAAGAGUUCACGUCCUGCCUCAAAGACACCCUCCGUGGCCUUGCCAAAAAUGCCGACAACCUGCAGUCUUCUGGCCUGGCUGGGGACGAUCUAGUCAAGGCACUUGAGGGUUUGGGAUUGGAAGAGGGAGGCGAAGGUGGCAGUGGUGACGACGCCAACAUCCUUCCCAUCAUGCAAUCCAUCAUGCAGAAUCUCCUCUCCAAGGAGGUGCUUUACCCAUCCCUCAAGGAGAUCACCACUAAGUAUCCAGAGUGGUUGGAGGCCAACAGGUCCAGCCUGAGCCCAGAGGACGUCCAACGCUACGAGCAGCAGGCCAGGAUCAUGAGUGAAAUCUGCCAACGCUUUGAGAAGGAGGAAGACGGUGACAAGGUCUUUGAAGGAAUCAUGGACCUCAUGCAGCAGCUGCAGGACCUUGGACAGCCACCCAAAGAACUCGCGGGAGAUGCCCCUCCCGGCUUGAACUUCGACCUAGACUCUCUCAACCUCCCAGGAGGCCUUGGGGGAGGCGGGGGGGCCGAGCAGUGCUCCAUUAUGUGAGGUAACAGCGGCCCGACCCCAACUACUGAGAUGGCUGCAACCGCCGAAAGUGAAUGGCGUCAGCAGUGUGAUACGUCAUCUCCGCUCGCCCCCAAAUAUGCGGACAGAUGUGGACGAGGUUGAGAAAUUUCAACACACACUCAAACGUUUGAACAUCUCUGCAUACCUUUUUAUUUUAACUGCAUUCCCUCCUCCAUAAUGAUGGACCUGUACCCUCCAUGCCAUUUCUGUUACCUUCCUCAUCGGGAUAUUUACAGGUCUGUUGACUGGUAAUGUAAUAGGACCGUUAAAAUGGGUCAAUUUGACCCAAAACAUAAAAGGAGGGUUAAUCAGUGUGAGUGGUAAAUUCGUGUCAUAGUGUAAUGAGCAUAAUAGUCAUUAACACACCGGACUCGAUUUUGAGCAUAAAUGUAGAAAAGAUUAUUAAUUAAGACUCACUGUUAUGUUUCCUUCAGUCAUCCCGAUAUUGAUCAUAAGUGAAUUACUUGAUUGGGGCUGAUGGUGAUUAUAGUGUGAACUUACCUUUCUAAAGUGCUUCCCUCAAUGUGUUGUGGUUUUAUUGUGAUGUUUGAUUUGCACUCAAUAUGAGUGCCUCAUGAGUGGAGUGUUUGAAAAUUAUACUUUAAAAGAAGUAUUUUGAAAAGGCCAGAGCACUUUGUGCGCAUAAAAAAGUCGUUGCUGUGUGUGAGAAAAUGGAGAUGGGUCUCGAAAGCUCAGGGAGCCAUGCAGAGAAAAGGUCAAUUAAAGUGCUUUCCUUCUCAUGCCACCCAUUCAGGGCCCAACGACAUAACAUGCCAGAACUACUUUUUUGGUUUGUUUGUUUUUAAACACUCAAUAAAAAGAUAUUGUGAAGAUUAAUGUCUGCUGUUUGGGCUUUGGGUACUUAUGAAGCACCAAAACUGUUGGUGUGUCAGAGCGACACACAUAAUGUUAAACCUUUAAAAAUAUAUAUGGCGGAAAACACUCAGGUGACUUUAAGUUCCGCUCUCAGACCCCCAAUUUGGCCAAAUUUCAAAUUUAUCUUACAGUGCUGUCCAAAA
Molecule: messenger RNA, 1961 nt
Organism: Corythoichthys intestinalis (scribbled pipefish)
Lineage: Eukaryota; Metazoa; Chordata; Actinopteri; Syngnathiformes; Syngnathidae
Gene: pex19
Product: peroxisomal biogenesis factor 19
Exons: 8
Coding region: 49-921 (290 amino acids)
Biological process (GO): protein import into peroxisome membrane
Cellular component (GO): peroxisome; peroxisomal membrane
Source: RefSeq, a predicted model, not a curated record